This is a messenger RNA of Amphimedon queenslandica, 1294 nucleotides long. RefSeq lists its product as uncharacterized. The transcript has 7 exons. Gene Ontology annotation, biological process: regulation of cell differentiation. Lineage: Eukaryota; Metazoa; Porifera; Demospongiae; Haplosclerida; Niphatidae. The coding region runs from base 83 to 1192 and encodes 369 amino acids. Gene Ontology annotation, cellular component: membrane. The record is from RefSeq and is a predicted model, not a curated record.
CCCUCACUUCUACUGCAUGCAGCGCGGUUAAGGGUUGUUGUGUUGGUUGUUGCUCUACCACGUUUUCUUCAUCAUCAUAAUCAUGGCUACAGCAGACUUUUCCACAGUAUCAGAAAGCGUAGAAGAAGCCCCCUGCUCAGAAGAUCAAAUAAAAAACGAGGACAUCAUCAUGUCUGGCUUUCUCACAAAAGAAGGUGGUGUCUACAGAACUUGGAAGAAGCGUCACUUUGUUCUAGAAGGAACCAGCCUCAGGUAUUACAAGAAAGAAGGUGACACUGACCCUAAAGGAACAGUUGAUCUCACUGAAGGCCGUGGUGUGAGGACCAAGGAUGAGACCAGUGGUGUGGAGUGGCCUGAUGCUGCUAAGAAGGGGCUAGCAUUUGGACUGGCAGUCACUGGAAGGACUUAUUAUUUUUAUGGCAGUGAUCCUAAAGAAGUCAAAAAGUGGAAAGAAGAGCUCUCUUCAAUCAUAGAUGAGCACGGUGAAUUCACGUCAGACUGGGAGAAUGAUAGUGAGGGUCUUCCGGAACCGGCAGUUUCAAAAAUGAUCCGAGGUGUCGCUAAAUUUGGAGCUGGAAUUGUCAAAAAAUUUGUGAAAGACUCUGGACUGGUUGACGAACAGACGGCAAAUAUAAUAGAAGGAGCAGCUGAUGCAGUCCAGGACCAGGCAGAGGCUGAUCAUAACACUAGUCUUGCUGAUAGAGCUAAAAUGGCUGUUGGUGAUGGAGCUGGUAUUAUUGGUGACAAUGUUGAUAAUCAGUACGUGAGUGCUGGUUGUGCUAUAGUAAAGGAGCAAGCUGAAGCUGAUGAUGACACUACCCUAACCCAAAGAGCUGGUAUGGCACUAGGGACUGGACUAAAGGAGACAAGUGGACUAGUUGAUAAUGAAAUAGUUGGAGAUGUGAUGAAAGUUGGUGGUGGAAUGAUACACGAUCAAGCAGAAGCUGAUCCAAACGCAAGCAUAGGAGAACGUAUAGCCAUUGGAGUGGGUGGUGCAGCCUCUGGAGUUGGUGAUUGUGUUGGAGAUGACACGGCAAAGGAAGUUUUAAAAGGAGUUGGUAAAGGGGCGGAGAAAGUUAAUGAGAAAUUAAAAGAGAAGAGAGAGAAGGAAGAAAAGGAAGAGAAAAAGAAAAAAAAAGGUGGUGAUGAUGAUAAAGAUGAUGAAGAUGACGAUGGAUCAGAGAGCGACUGACUAAAAUGAAUUCAUAUUGACAAUAUUAACUUAAUUCAUGAUUUUUGUACACUUAAUCAUUUAUUCUAUUGCUGACAAUUGAAGUUUGCUAUUAUAAAAAUU